GGUCUCCGCGCAGGAUUCAGACUUGGAUUAAGAUUAAGAUUAAAGUUGGAACCCAGUUCGAGGUUUAAAUCAGGACCUACAGGGUUGAACUGAGAGCCGAGGGUUCGAACCGUGCAGUGCUAGAGUGUGAGAGAGUACAGGCCCUGUGAGAGAGUAAAUACAGGGAAGAUGAAGAAGAUCUGGCUGCUGGUGCUGCUGCUCGGUUUAGCUCAGCUCGGUCACAUCAGCAGAGCUCAGGAGGAGGAUGAGGGUGAGAUUGUUGAAGGUGAUGAAGAUGAUGAUGAUGAUGAGGAGGAGGAUGAUGAUGAAGACGACAGUACUGAAGUGAAGGAGGAGAACGGCGUGCUGGUUCUCACCGAUGCUAACUUCGACACGUUCAUGGAAGGCAAAGACACGGUGCUGGUGGAGUUUUACGCUCCCUGGUGCGGCCACUGCAAACAGUUCGCUCCCGAGUACGAGAGGAUCGCUCAGAGCCUGAAGGAGAGCGAGCCGCCGGUUCCCACGGCCAAAGUGGACGCCACGACUUCGAGUGCGCUGGGGAAUCGCUUCGAGGUGUCCGGGUAUCCGACCAUCAAGAUCCUGAAGAAGGGCGAGGCGGUGGAGUACGACGGCGACAGGACCGAACAGGCCAUCGUCGAGCGGGUUAAGGAGGUCGCCCAGCCGGAUUGGAAACCUCCGCCAGAGGCCACGCUGGUUCUGACCAAGGAUAACUUCGACGACGUGGUCAAUGAUGCAGAAAUCAUCCUGGUGGAGUUCUACGCCCCCUGGUGCGGUCACUGUAAGAAACUGGCGCCCGAGUACGAGAAAGCCGCCAAAGAGCUCGCCGCCCGAUCUCCUCCCAUCCCGCUGGCUAAUGUCGACGCCACCGUGGAGAGCGACCUCGCCUCCCGGUUCGACGUGUCCGGUUACCCGACUCUGAAGAUCUUCAGGAAGGGCAAGGCGUUCGAUUACAACGGGCCGCGGGAGAGAUUCGGUAUCGUUAAAUACAUGAGCGAGCAGGCGGGUCCUCCGUCCAAGCAGGUGCAGACCCAGAAGCAGAUCCAGGAACUGGUGAAGGAUGGAGACGAUGCCGUGAUCGUGGGCGUGUUCUCCAGUGAAGGCGAUGCUGCUUAUGAGAUCUAUCAGGAGGCGUGCAACACCCUGAGAGACGACUACACGUUCCGCCACACCUUCACCAGCGAACUAGCCGACUACCUGAAGGCCUCACCGGGUCAGGUGGUCGUGAUCCAGCCCGAGAAGUUCAGGUCAAAACACGAGCCCUCCUCACACACCCUGACUAUUAAAGAUUCCACAUCUGCAUCAGAGAUUCAGGGCUUCUUUGAGAAACACAUCUUGCCGUUAGUGGGGCACAGAAAACAGAGCAACGCCGAGAAGAGGUACGCCAAGCGCCCGCUGGUGGUGGUGUAUUAUGGGGUGGACUUCGGCUUCGAUUACAGAGUUGCUACACAGUUCUGGAGGAGUAAAGUGGUGGAGGUGGCCAAGGAUUUCCCAGAGUACACGUUCGCCAUAGCGGACGAGCAGGACUACGCCGACGAGCUGAAGAGCCUCGGGCUGAGCGAGAGCGGCGAGGAGGUGAACGUGGGUAUUCUCGGCGAAGGAGGGAAGAAGUACGCCCUGGAGCCCGAGGAGUUGGACUCGGACGUGCUGCGGGAAUUCGUUCAGGCCUUCAAGAAAGGAAAACUGAAGCCCAUCGUGAAGUCGCAGCCCACUCCCAAAAACAACAAGGGACCCGUGAAGGUGGUGGUGGGUAAAAACUUCGACGAGAUCGUCAUGGACACCACGAAGGACGUCCUGAUCGAGUUCUACGCCCCGUGGUGCGGGCACUGCAAGAAACUGGAGCCCGAGUACCUCGCUCUCGGGAAGAAAUACAAGAACGAGAAGAACCUGGUCAUCGCCAAGAUGGACGCCACGGCCAACGACAUCCCUCACGAAGCCUACAAGGUGGAGGGAUUCCCCACGAUAUACUUCGCGCCCAGCAACAAGAAGCAGAGCCCCAUCCAGUUCUCGGGCGGCGAGAGGACCGCCGAGAGCUUCAGCAGGUUUAUAGAGGAGCACGCCACCAAGCUCUCGCAGAAGAGAGACGAACUCUGAGGGUUUUAGAGAGAGCUCGAACCUGAGGCAGGGUUCUCGCGGACUGUGGCGGCCUGAUCCCAGAAUGCAGUGAGAUUAUCGUUUCUGAAUCAGAAUGUUCUUUCAUUCCAAAGCACUGUUAGGUUUCUUUUCAAAUCUUUUUAAAUAAAAAAGGUAAAAUAGGAAA
Messenger RNA from Trichomycterus rosablanca, 2257 nucleotides. It is a transcript of the gene pdia4, whose product is annotated as protein disulfide isomerase family A, member 4. The coding region runs from base 169 to 2091 and encodes 640 amino acids. Gene Ontology annotation, cellular component: endoplasmic reticulum; cell surface; endoplasmic reticulum lumen. The record is from RefSeq and is a predicted model, not a curated record. Gene Ontology annotation, biological process: protein folding; response to endoplasmic reticulum stress. The transcript has 10 exons. Gene Ontology annotation, molecular function: protein disulfide isomerase activity. NCBI's taxonomy places the organism in Eukaryota, Metazoa, Chordata, Actinopteri, Siluriformes, Trichomycteridae.